This is a messenger RNA of Trypanosoma grayi, 1599 nucleotides long. Its product is annotated as putative importin alpha. The record is from RefSeq and is a predicted model, not a curated record. The transcript has a single exon. Gene Ontology annotation, cellular component: cytoplasm; nucleus. Gene Ontology annotation, biological process: NLS-bearing protein import into nucleus. The coding region runs from base 1 to 1599 and encodes 532 amino acids. Lineage: Eukaryota; Euglenozoa; Kinetoplastea; Trypanosomatida; Trypanosomatidae. Gene Ontology annotation, molecular function: protein binding; nuclear import signal receptor activity.
AUGUUCAGCGGUCAGAGCGACAAGCCGAAGGGAGCGAAGCAGGCUCCCUCCGUUAAGGGAGGGGCAGAACGCCGUCGGCGCCAGAUGGUCAGUGUACGGCACAAGGCCCACGGAGAAAUGAUGAAGCACGUUCGGGAGGACCACAACGACGGCGAAGGUGGCCAGGUCCUUGAAGGAGAAGCAAUGAACGUCUGGGCAUACAACGACAGGACACGCCCUGACGCUGUUCCACGGGCGCUGCUUCCUGAAUUUGUCCGUAUGGUGAUGGAGGGGCCGACAGAUAAUGAGCUAUUUCACGGAACACUGAUGAUCCGCAAGCUACUUUCUGUGGAGCAGCAGCCACCACAAGAUGCUGUGACGCAGAGUGGUGUUAUUCCGUACCUUGUUAAUCUCUUGGAACGCACAGAUUACCCACAGCUGCAGUUUGAGGCCGCAUGGGCGCUGACGAAUGUGGCGGCCGGCACCACACAGAAUGCAGUUCAUCUUGUUGAGUCGGGCGCAAUGCCUCGAUUUGUGGGACUCCUCGGAUCGGAGCAUGCGGACUGCCGUGAUCAGGGUGCGUGGGCCAUUGGAAACAUGGCUGGGGAUGGUGUUAGCUGCCGCGAUCUGGCCUUGCAAUGCAAUGCCAUACCCGCACUGCUUCAUGCCUUGUCUAUUCCGGAUCAGCCAAUCAAUGCUGCUCGCAACGCUGUGUGGGCUGUGUCGAACUUGUGCCGUGGAAAGCCGCCACCGGCGCUGGAAAGUGUGGCAAUUGCCCUCCCAAUGCUCGGAAGCCUACUUCACCACCCAGAUAAGGAGGUGGUAACAGACGCCUCGUGGGCGAUUUCGUACAUCAGUGAUGGACCACAUGAACGUGUGCAGGCCGUGAUAGAUGCGGGUGUCAUACCCCGCGUGGUGGAGCUCCUUGCAUCACCACUGACGCCUCUACAGACUUCGUCGGUACGCACGAUCGGCAACAUCGCCAGCGGUGACGAUUCACAGACACAGAUUAUCAUCAAUUGUGGUGUCCUGGGAUUGAUGGGGCCGCUCCUGACACACCGCAAGCGUGAGAUCCGCAAGGAGACCUGUUGGACCAUCUCCAACAUUGCGGCGGGGUGUGCGCCACAGAUCGAUGCCCUCGUAUCUUCAGAUAUAUUCCCGUUGGUGAUUAAAUGUCUGGAAGGUUCAGAUCUCGAUGUGAAGAAGGAGGCAGUUUGGUCAAUCGCCAAUGUCACACUCUGCGGUGUUGCGGAUCACCUGCGCUAUCUGUUGAAUUGCAACGUGAUACCUCCACUGUGUGACACUCUGACGACUCAUGAAUCAAAGAUUCUCACAGUUGCCCUUGAGGCCCUGUUGGGAUUCCUUCAGCUAGGCGAGGACGAUUAUAAGGCAGGCCAUACUCCAGAAAACAUGGUUGCACGAGCGAUCAUUGAGUGCGGUGGCGUAGAUUCGAUUGAACGCAUGCAGUCAUAUACAGACAAGAAUGUGUACACCAUGGCCCUUCAUAUCCUUGAAACGUAUUUUAAUAUUGAAGAGGGAGCCCCGAACGAGAGAUUUGACAUGGCAAUGGAGUUUGGCGAGGGUGAAGAUAAACCAAGGAGCGCAGGCUUUGAUUUUUGA